Messenger RNA from Saitoella complicata NRRL Y-17804, 663 nucleotides. RefSeq lists its product as uncharacterized. The coding region runs from base 1 to 663 and encodes 220 amino acids. The record is from RefSeq and is a predicted model, not a curated record. The transcript has a single exon. Lineage: Eukaryota; Fungi; Ascomycota; Saitoellomycetes; Saitoellales; Saitoellaceae.
AUGCCCCGCCGCGUCGUCUCCCUCUCCCGCUCAUCCCCGCGACACAUCAUCAUCGAUCCCGCUCCACCCUCCAGUCCCACGCACUCCUUCGCAUACUCAGGCGCAUCAACAGCAUGGUCAACCCAGGGCCACAAACGCGCGACAUCGACAUCGACACCGACGCCGACGCCGAGUCCGCCGGUUAGUGCGCAGACGCAGAACUCGACGACGGGGUGGAUACAGGGGUUGAGGAGGCGGAGUGGAUCAUCCGCUAGUGCUUCUGUCUCUGCGUCGCUGAGUCGAACGGGGUCAUCGCUGUAUACUACAUCGACAACUACGGAUCACGCUACCAGGGAACGAGGGAGUAGGACGACCUCGAUUUCGGGGUUAGGGAGUAGUUUGAAUUUAAGGCCGAGGAGGGUGUCGAUUACACUACACACACCACGACACGAAAUCAUUCCUCCACCCUCCGAUCCCAUCCCGCGUGAACACACACCCGAGCCCCUCCUCGACUUCGACUUCGAGCCACCGAGUCCCGGGAGUGGAGGAGCUGGAUCAGGGGUGAGGAGGAGGGAGAAUGCGAAGGAGCGGUGGACGCGGUUUCGGAUGUGGUGGAAGAUGGGGGUGUUGAGGAUUAGGAGGAGGGUUGAGAGGGGUGGGGGUGGGGUUGGGUCGAGGGUUUAG